Rotaria sp. Silwood2 is the source of this 300-nucleotide messenger RNA. NCBI's taxonomy places the organism in Eukaryota, Metazoa, Rotifera, Eurotatoria, Philodinida, Philodinidae. The record is from the annotation of a GenBank genome assembly.
AUGGCUCUUGACAGUCAAAAUUCACAAUCGGUAGAACAUUGUUUCAAAUUUUAUGUGUCACAAAGUGCUGCUAGUAAUUGUCCUGGUGAUCCGAUUUUUACAUCAACAACUACAACAACAGCAGCUAUAACAACAUCUACUAUACGUACAUGUUGGGGAAUCUAUGAAGAAAAUGGUCCAUUUGAGUUAUAUCAUAUUGAUCGAUGUACUGAUCGAGAAUGUCAAUGGUCAUGUGCAUCAAUUUCACGUAACAUCAAGUUUUCAACUAAUGCCAAAAAUAUCUUGUGUAUGAUAUUUUAA